AAGUCGGUGCGUUUCAGUAUAAGGAAGGACUGAGUGAAAUGUUUGCACUCUUUUAUAGCAGGAAAACAAACUUAGGGGUUUCAUUUCUUGGUUUUAUUUACGUUUCAGCUACAAAGUAACCAAACGAUGGUUUCUGCAAGACUAGCUCAAAGCCUGUGCAGAGGAGUCUAUCGAGAAGCAACGCUAUGGAAAGCGCUUACAGGCGUAGAGGCGACUUGCUCCUCGUGCAGGUGGUUUCAGCGUUCGGUGAAGGAGCUGUCAACCAGCGCACGUUUCAGCGGUGCCGCCGGGGAGCUGCAUAAGCCACUCAAGCAGUGGACUUUAAUCGUGAAUUCUUACAGCACCGUUAAAGUGCAGCUACCGUGCAAUGUAUCUGUGCGGCCCUUAGACCCUCAUAGCUUCCCGGAGGCAGACAGAGCAUUUAUAACCGUAAAUGGGACCAGCGCCGAUCAGGGACUCAAGCUGGAUAAUUUUCAUGUAAAAUACAACGAAAAGCGCAAAGAACUCUUCAUCACGUCGGAGAAAAUCAGCAGUAAUAUGUCCGUGGAAGUGACGGCCCCAAUAAAUUGCGAUUUGGAUAUUAAAACACUUGGGGAAGGCAAUGUGAAGAUACAAAAAAUGGAAUGUGAAAAUUGUACCAUUUUAACAGAAAGAGGACACAGCAUUUUGCAUUCAAUAAAGGGACACACUGUACAUGUACAUUCUAAAGGUGGAAAUGUUAUUUGUUUGGGAACCAUUUAUGGAAAUAUAGAUGUCAGUACCUCAAAAAACAGUCUUGUGGAUAUUGCAAAGUUGCAAGGGACCAGGAUGAGAAUUUCUACUGAGCAUGGGGCAGUGAAAGCUAAACAUAUUUAUGCAGAAUCUUCUGUUGUCUCUUCUGUAUCUGGCAAGAUUGAACUGGGAAAUGUACAUGGUAAUAUAUCAGUGCAGAGUGAAAGUGGAGACAUUAUUGUUGAUGGAUCUGAUGGCUACUUAAAUGCACUUGUGAAGGAUGGAGACAUUGAUGCAUAUAUUAGCCAGUUUGGCACAGCAGACAUAGAAAGUCAACAGGGUGCUGUAUCAGUCAGGGUACCAUCAUCCAUAAAGACAAAUAUCCUGUUAUCAGGUGCUGUGGUAGAUGUUAGCCCUGAAAUUCUGCUUGAAGAAGUGUAUCAGUCCUGCGAAGAUGGUCAUACCAAGCUUACUGCCUGUAUAAAUGGAAAAGCAGAUAAAAACGGUUGGAUCAAGGCCCACGCUGCAAAGGGUACAGUGAGUCUGAGGAGCCAAAGUUGGGUGGAAUCCCUCAAGAUUGGAAAGUCAUAGAGCUGGUGUGGAAAGCCACGACACAAGAAGGGUGGAUAUUUUGUAAAGAAGUUAUUUUAAAGUAAAGGAAAGGUGUUGUGCGAGGGGAGAAAUCAUUGAAAGCACAACUGUAUUUGUGAAGAUGGUCAGUUUUGACACUGUGGUUGCUAUUCUCUUGUCAGAUUUUUUAGAAGAAUAGUUUUACGUUUUUAAGCACACUGAGGUGUAUCUUCUCUUGCUGUGACUAAUUUCAAACUGCUGACUUAGUUUCCUUAUAAUGUAUAGGAGUUCAAAUAUGUAUGCUUUAGUGAACACUAAAUGAAAUGUUCUAUAUUUAUAUUACACAGAAAAUAAAUAGGCUGCGCACUGCUCUUGACACCACAACCUGAUUAUUUUAAGACUGAUGCUUUUGUUAUAUAUGCAUCAAUACAGUUUAAAGCAGUACUUAUCAAUAGAAUUAGCUGCACAAAAUAAAACCUGUGAAAAUUGUAAGAGAUAAAGUUUAUUUUAAAAACCACAAUGAGUGAAUCAGCAGUUAAUUGGCAAUUAUAAAAAAAAUGUGUUAAUUGUAAGACUGUUGCUAUGCAAAGACAGCAAUAAAACUGUUUCCAGGUAUAUAACUUUAAACAGUGCCUUGAAGAUUUAAUUCUGUUAUGACCCAUUACAAGUUACAGAACAAUGGAUUAAACUUGUCAUGUGUUAAGUAGGCACUUUACUGCUCAAUGUUGAUUUCUGUGUUUAUUGUCAGUCAGUCAUUAUCUAACCCGCUUGGUCCUGAGCAUUUUUAGGACAAGGCUGCUACAGACACUUAACUUUAGACAGCAUUUGUUUUAUCGACUGUGCCAUGUCUCCUGUUAUAUGGACUUUGUCAUUUGAAAUAACUUUUUCACUAAAAGGUGUGUUUUCAGAAAGUCAGUGAUAUCUUUUUAUUGUAAAAUUGAUUAUUCAUAACAUAUCAUAGUUUGAAGCCUUUUUAACUUUUUUGAAAUUGUUUGUUGAUUUUAAUAGAGCAAGUUUUUACCAAAUCAAAUGAAAAUCUCUGUCAUAAAGACAUCCAGAGUCUAUAUGGGAAAUGAAAAGGUGAGACUAUUCUUAUUAGUCUGUUCCUACCACUGUGCUUUGUUUAUGGAUUGAAAUUGUUUCCCAGUACUUUAGUGAGACUU
Molecule: messenger RNA, 2444 nt
Organism: Erpetoichthys calabaricus (reedfish)
Lineage: Eukaryota; Metazoa; Chordata; Cladistia; Polypteriformes; Polypteridae
Gene: fam185a
Product: family with sequence similarity 185 member A
Exons: 8
Coding region: 127-1302 (391 amino acids)
Source: RefSeq, a predicted model, not a curated record